This is a messenger RNA of Cyclopterus lumpus (lumpfish), 1491 nucleotides long. RefSeq names its product hydroxyacid oxidase 2 (long chain) (gene hao2). NCBI's taxonomy places the organism in Eukaryota, Metazoa, Chordata, Actinopteri, Perciformes, Cyclopteridae. The record is from RefSeq and is a predicted model, not a curated record. Gene Ontology annotation, molecular function: FMN binding; oxidoreductase activity. The transcript has 9 exons. The coding region runs from base 124 to 1236 and encodes 370 amino acids.
GCCGGCUGAAGGACAACAAGGACCAGCUGAAGGUAAGACACUGGACCCACUGGAUUCUACCUCAGCAGGUGUUCACAUCAGGUUAUGAGUCGGUCAGAAGGGAAGAAGUCCUGCUGAGAGAGAAUGAACAUCUGUAAUCGAGAGGGAGGUCGCUGUGCAGAGAUGGCGCUGGUGUGCCUGACGGACUUCGAGGAGUACGCCAAGGAGCAUCUCUCAAAGGCCACCUGGGAUUAUUACGCAGCCGGAGCGGACGAGUGCUGCACCAGAGACGACAACCUGCUGGCUUACAAGAGGAUCCGCCUGAGGCCUCGCGUCCUGCGCGACGUGUCGGUGAGCGACACGCGGACCACGGUGCAGGGGACGGAGAUCGGCUUCCCGGUCGGCAUCGCGCCCACCGCCUUCCACUGCCUGGCCUGGCACGAGGGGGAGGUGGCCACAGCGCGGGCCACAGAAGCGCUCAACACCUGCUACAUCACCAGCACCUACUCCACCUGCUCGGUGGAGGAGAUCGUGGCGGCGGCGCCGGGCGGCUACCGCUGGUUCCAGCUCUACGUGUACCGCGACCGCAAGCUGUCGGAGCAGAUCGUGCAGCGCGUGGAGGCGCUGGGCUACAAGGCCCUGGUGCUCACCGUGGACGUGCCCUACACCGGGAAGCGCCGCAACGACAUCCGCAACCAGUUCAAGCUGCCGCCGCACCUCAAGGUCAAGAACUUUGACGGAGUGUUCCAGCAGGAGACCGGGGCCCCGGAGGACUACGGGAUCCCGGCCAACACCUUGGACCCCUCCAUCAGCUGGAAGGACGUGUACUGGCUGCAGUCCAUCACCCGCCUGCCAAUCAUCAUCAAGGGGAUCCUCACCAAGGAGGACGCCGAGCUGGCCGUGGAGCACGGCGUCCAGGGCAUCAUCGUGUCCAACCACGGGGGGAGACAGCUGGACGGGGGCCCGGCUACGAUCGACGCCCUGUCGGAGAUCGUGGACACGGUGCAGGGCCGGAUCGAGAUCUACCUGGACGGAGGCAUCCGAACAGGAAGCGACGUGCUGAAAGCGCUGGCCUUGGGAGCCAAGUGUGUUUUCAUUGGCCGCCCGGCGGUGUGGGGCCUCGCAUACAAGGGGGAGGAAGGCGUGAGGGAAGUGCUGCAGAUCCUCAACGAUGAGUUCCGUCUGUCCAUGGCCUUAUCGGGCUGCAGGAACGUGGCCGAGAUCAACAGGAACCUCAUCCAGUUCUCUAGACUGUAACGGGCCAGCAGGGGGCAGCACUGAGAGGGGGGCCGCCAACACAAGAGAGUCCACUGUGACUAGAAAAGAUUGUUCACUCAUGAAACAUGCACAACACGACGAGAGGUUUAAUGAAUAAUAAAUAAAUAUAUGGGUGGUUUUCUUUUUGCUUUUGGAUCGCAGGGCAUGGAGGAACCUUUCCACCAAACUUUUGUUUUUUCUUGUAACUGAUGACGACGUUUGAGGUGCUUGUGGUUGAAUAAACGUCUGCUGAGG